GAGGAGAAACCAACCGACGCUUAAUCGCAGAUUCGUCCCAGUGGCGCUCUACCGGACAGGUGCACCAUGGCUCGAGCAGUGCUCUUCGUUCUCACGGUUUUCGUCGCCGUCCUGGCCGUGCAGGCAGCCGUGCUGAAGGACGGUCCGCGCACCGCCAAGUCCUCGGCCGACGCACGGGUGGCAGAGGCGGCACGCCGCGAGCGCCUGGUGGACGAGAUUCGUCGGCAGCAGGAGCUGCUCGAGCUGUCGGCCGACCACCUGGGCGACGACACCGAGGAGCACCGUUUCCGCAGGCUCCUCGAGAAGUUCGUGUACGCGCUCAACGUACGGACCAUCGUCGGCGCCAUGCGCGAUACGAUCACCGGAGAAAUCACGCCUGCCCACAUAAUCGCGAAAACUAACGAAGUUCUCGGAGAGGCAUCAUCGCUCGCCAUUGGGAUUGUCCAGUUUCUCAAGAACAUGGGGCCACUGACCUUCAAAAUUUUCAUGCACAGAAUUCUGACUGGUGAAGAAGCUUAAUGGGAAACAUACCGAUUGUGUUCAACGGCAACUUCCAGACUGACGAGAAGACGACCGUGUGUAAAUAAAUGCACUGAGCUAGGUGUUGUAGGCGUAGAAAUGACGCACACAAAUACAUGCAAGUAGAUGACAUAGUUGCCUACUCUGGACAGAG
Messenger RNA from Rhipicephalus sanguineus (brown dog tick), 673 nucleotides. RefSeq lists its product as uncharacterized. The record is from RefSeq and is a predicted model, not a curated record. The transcript is spliced from 5 exons. NCBI's taxonomy places the organism in Eukaryota, Metazoa, Arthropoda, Arachnida, Ixodida, Ixodidae. The coding region runs from base 67 to 519 and encodes 150 amino acids.